AACGAAAGAUAGUCGUGCAGAACGAACAAAAUAAAAAAUUUUCUAGCUAUUUGAAGCUGCUGGGUAAAGUAUAAUUAUUAAUAAAAAAAUAAAAUGAGAAUAUCAAGCUAUGCAAAGAAGAAUUGGAUAAAGUUUUUUGUCGUUUUAGUGUUUCUAUCAUAUGUUGUACAUUUCAACAGAUUGACUAUAGAAUAUAUGUACGACAAUGUGACAGUUUCCGGAAUACUGAAACAACAAAGGGAGGCAAUAAAGGAAAUAGAAGUAACAGAUAACCAUGUAAUAAAAAAGGAUGUAGCGGAUAUUAUGAAACCAACGUUUGUUCCUGACAAUGACCGGGUAUCCACCAAAGGAUUUUUGACUAUUGGUAUUCCAACUGUACAACGUAAAGGUGCUGUUUAUAUUUUCUCAACACUCGAAUCUCUGGUGAACAAUUCCAGACCUAAAACAAAACACGCGUGGGAAGUUAAAAUCGUCAUUUUAUUUGCCGAUACCAACAAGACUUACAAUGACGAACUUGCCAAAAACAUAACAAUUGUCUAUCAUGAUCUGAUUGACCAAAAGGUGAUGCAUCUUGUGACAAUUCCAGGCAAUUAUUAUCCCGACUUAGAUCAUUUAAAAAUAACUUAUAAUGAUUCCACUGUGCGUGUCAAAUGGCGGUCUAAACAGAAUCUGGAUUACGCAUAUUUGAUGGCGUAUUCCGCAAAUCUGUCUCAGUAUUAUUUACAACUAGAAGAUGACUUGCUUACUAGAGAAGGAUACCUUGACAACAUCAAAGAAUUUAUUAAAGAACAUAAAAAGCACGACUGGGCAAUGCUAGAUUUUAACGAAUCGGGAUUUAUAGGUAAAUUGUACCAUAGCCCAGAUAUUGUCAAACUCGCAACUGUAUUGAAAUCAUUUUUUAACGAAAAACCAUGUGAUUAUUUGAUAUCAGACUUUUUGAAACUGAUGCUUCAACAGAAACGAUAUUACUACAAGCCAAAAUUAUUCAGACAUCUGGGGUUACAUUCUUCUUUAUCCAUCAACAAACGAGUGACAGAUCACCAUUUUAAAAGAUGAGUUAUGGCAAGUUUUGUAUGCUUUGUGUGGAAUUUUUCCCCGCAAGAGUUCCACAGUAGAGACAACCAUCGGAACCUGUUCAGGCUUUAAUAUGAUAGUGUAACUAUAUAAACAAAUAUGUAGUUUGUUUUCUUUUCAAACAUCUUAUUUAUUUAUAUAUCCACCUGAGAGCUGUUUCCAGAACGUUUUGUAUAUAUAUAUAUAUAUAUAUAUAUAUAUAUAUAUAUAUAUACUCUUCAAAAAAGUAGGAGACAUUCAGAAACAAUACAAAACUGCGGAAAUGCACUGCUGUUUUUAUUAGAGGUAACCAGUGUAUGUUAAUAACAGGCCAAUUGCCUACACAUGAACAUAAACAGUUCACAUGGGCGGCUUAUCUGACGGAACCAUUUCACUCGCAAAGAGAUACACUGUCAAAAGUGAAAAUGGACGUUUUUGAUUUUUGUCUUAAUAAUGAGUAAUUGCUCCACCAAUCCUCAGACAUUCAGCAAUUCGUCGUGACAUGCUCCUAAUCAACCGCCCAAUCACGAUUUGGGGCAAUCUGACCCACUCCUCUCGCAGUGCCAUGGCCAAUUCUUGCAGUGUUGCCCGUCUCUUGAUCAUGUCCCGGACAUGCUCUAUAGGGGAAGGUCAGGACUCGUGGCUGGCUAAGGCAUAUGGACAAUAUGGUAACGCUGGAGGUAGUCAUUCACAACACGAGCAUUAUCAUCUUGAAAGAUGAAACGUCGACCUGCACGUUGAGCAAAAGGUAGAACUAUCGGUGCCAGGAUGCGGUCACUGUAGUACACACCAGUGACCCUUCCUUGAACAAUAUGCAAGUCCGUUUUGCCAGUCAUGGUGAUUCCUCCCCACACCAUAACAGACCCACGCCCGAAUCUACCAUGCUGUCUCCAAAACGCGAGCACUCCAUCCGUGAAAUCCAGAGUAAAUCUGGACUCAUCUGAGAACAUUACACGCGCACAUCGACGAUUACCCCAAUUUCUACGCUGCCUACACCAUUGACGCCUGUUUUCCAUGUUCUGGCGAGUUAAUGGAUGCACAACACGCGAUCGUCGCGCAUGCCGUCGUUUGGGGUGUAACACGAAUUCCUAUAACUUGGUACAAGUUUACAGAAAGCUGAUUGGCCGUUUGUCCUCGAUUUCGCACGACCUGUGUACGAAUGUAUCGAUCCUGGGCUUGUGUAGUGGCUCUAGGACGUCCUGAACGAGGUCUAUCAUCAACAUUGUGUGUUUGUUGGUACCGAUUCCACAAUCUGCUGAUCACAGACUGUGACACAUUAAACAUGCUGGCUACUGCUCGCUGUGUAGAACCCAUUUGAAGCAUGCCAAUAGCACGUAGAUGUUCAUCAUGUUGAAGACGUCUCAUUGCAAAUGAAACGUAACACACUAAAGCAAAGAUACGCUAAACGGUAAAUCUUAUGCAAGAACCGAUAAGAAAGCAAACAUGGAUAGAAUAAACCAGCACGCGGCAGUUUUCAUCAACCCUUCCUUGAAGUGUCAAAUUUGACAAUGAACCCCUCCCACAUGUAUGGCGCUAUUGCGUGUCGCAUGUGCAGCUCAGUGGUUCAUCUGUGAACAUACUCUCAAAGCAUAUUAAGUGUCCAUGACUAUUUAUCAUAUCACAACCUGUAUAGGUAUUUGCAUCUGAAUAUCCCCUUCUUGUCUUUGAAGAGUAUAUAUGUAUAUAGUUAGCUCCGCUAGACACUAAUCUAGCUGGCCAAUAUUGUAAGUCCUAAAUCGACGAUUUUAGUCGAAAACACUAUGUAUACUUCUAGAAUCGUGAGAACUAUGUAUACCGAUUCCAUUUAAUAAAACUGAAAAACUUUA
Messenger RNA from Patella vulgata (common limpet), 2879 nucleotides. RefSeq names its product alpha-1,3-mannosyl-glycoprotein 4-beta-N-acetylglucosaminyltransferase C-like. Gene Ontology annotation, molecular function: acetylglucosaminyltransferase activity. Lineage: Eukaryota; Metazoa; Mollusca; Gastropoda; Patellidae. The record is from RefSeq and is a predicted model, not a curated record. The coding region runs from base 94 to 1056 and encodes 320 amino acids. Gene Ontology annotation, biological process: protein N-linked glycosylation. The transcript is spliced from 6 exons.